AGCGGCUUCCGUAUCCGUAUGAGUGUUUGAGAUACCAUAGAGACGAAAAAUGUCACUGGAUUCCUCAAAUCAGUUAGCUGCCACUUUAAUUGUAUAGCUAACCAAAUAAUAGAAGCUCGAUACAUAGCACAACAUCGCUAAGAGGACACAAUUAAGGAGAAAGUAAAUGCAAACUCGUCAUGUCUUUUAGAGAUUUAAGAAAUUUUACGGAGAUGAUGAGGACCCUGGGGUAUCCUCGUCUGAUUUCUAUGGAAAACUUCAGGACUCCAAACUUCACCCUGGUGGCUGAGAUUCUGAUCUGGCUUGUAAAAAGAUAUGAGCCACAGACGGACAUUCCCAGUGACGUCGAAACUGAGUCCGACCGGGUUUUCUUCAUUAAAGCUAUUGCUCAGUUCAUGGCUACAAAGGCUCACAUCAAGGUGAACACUAAACGCUUGUACCAGGCCGACGGCUACGCUGUGAAAGAGAUGCUGAAGAUCACGUCCGUGUUGUACAACGCCAUGAAGACCAAGGAGUUGACUGCUGGAGACAAGCCGGAAGAGGACAGCAGCAAGUUCAAAUUUGACCUGGGUUCCAAGAUUGCUGAUUUGAAAACAGCAAGACAGCUGGCAUCGGAGAUUACCUCUAAAGGUGCCGCACUGUAUGACCUGCUCGGGAAAGAGGUGGAUUUAAGGGAAAUGAGGAUUGCUGCCAUCGCAAGACCCCUAGAGAUUAAUGAGACAGAGAAAGCUUUGCGAUCAGCCAUUAAAGAGGUCCUGGAAAAUAUGCAGAAGACUGAAGGCAUGCUGAACAAUGUGUCAUCGGAUGAGGCCAGCCUGGAGGCAAAGAUUGAGAAGAAGAAACAGGAGCUUGAGAGGAACCAGAAACGUCUGCAGACACUACAAAGUGUGCGGCCGGCGUUUAUGGACGAGUAUGAGAAGAUUGAAGAGGACCUGCAGAAGCAGUAUGACAUCUAUGUGGAGAAGUUCCAUAACCUGAGCUUCCUGGAGCAACAGCUGGAGGACUACCACCGGGUGGAGCAAGAGAGGUUUGAGGAGACGGAGAAUGCCAUGCGUGUGAUGCAACAGAAACUGCGAGAGGAGGAGAGGAGGCUGAUGAAGAGCGGAGGUGUUCAUCUUUUAGCAGCAGCUAAGGAUGAAGAUUCAGACAUGGACAUUCCAGAGGAUGAGGGCUCGGAUAGUGACAUAGAGGAGCGUAGACCACCCAAGCCUCACCCCCUCCGAAAUGCACCAAUGCCAGGGCGAUCAGGAGCUCGAUUUGUGGGCACCAUGCAAGGAGGAGACAGUGAAGAGGAAUCGUCUGAGGACAGCGAGAUUGAUGUGGAUGAGGAUGAUGAAGAUGAGGCUGACGGAGAAGAGAAUGGGGACCGUGAGGAUGACAACGACAGCUUGGAGGUGCCCAUUCCCAAGAUGCCACGGCCGUCCCGUGGCCCCCGCCAGCCCGAGCUGCUUGAUGAGAGCGACAAUGACUUCUGAACUGCUGGAGACUUGCUGCUCAUACACUCUGGCUUGUCUACUUCAGUGCUGGUGACUGGUGGAUGCUUAUAGAUCCAAAUUCAGUCAAUAUAUGCACAUACCUACAUAUAUAUGCUGCCACAGAAUUUCCAAGAUCGAGAAAAUCAAUGUCAGUGUCAAAAAUACACAAACCCUGUACUGACACUGGGAAAAGCAGUAUGAGCCCUUUUUUAGCUGAAUCGUUCUACUGAAAGGAUCAGUGGUGCUCAUGAUUGGAAGGUCACUGGUUCAAAUCCAGUUCGAUUGAUGUCACAGUUGGGAAGACCCUUAACUCCCAGUUGCUCCAGGAAUUGUCUGACCCUGCUUUCUCAAAAAAUGUAUGUUGCUUUGGAUUAAAGCAUCUUCUAAAAUAAAUGUAAAUAUUUAUGGUGCCUGGACCUGCAACCUCAUAGUACAAAUAAGGAACCAUCAUAUUUAUUCUGUAUAUACUAUUUUUAAACCUGAAUAAAAUAACAUUUUUAGAAUGAUGCUUAAA
This is a messenger RNA of Paramormyrops kingsleyae, 1989 nucleotides long. RefSeq names its product clusterin associated protein 1 (gene ift38). The record is from RefSeq and is a predicted model, not a curated record. Gene Ontology annotation, cellular component: cilium; microtubule organizing center; intraciliary transport particle B. NCBI's taxonomy places the organism in Eukaryota, Metazoa, Chordata, Actinopteri, Osteoglossiformes, Mormyridae. Gene Ontology annotation, biological process: cilium assembly.